Molecule: messenger RNA, 3341 nt
Organism: Acipenser ruthenus (sterlet)
Lineage: Eukaryota; Metazoa; Chordata; Actinopteri; Acipenseriformes; Acipenseridae
Product: probable phosphatase phospho1
Exons: 2
Coding region: 342-1166 (274 amino acids)
Molecular function (GO): phosphatase activity
Source: RefSeq, a predicted model, not a curated record
UUCUCUCCUUGACAGCUGCCGGGCAUCCCUUUAAAUGGGCAUCGAUCAGAACGGUGCAUGGCCAGACCGACACCGGGGUGGGGGCACGACUGCCGAGGGACACUCAUAAUCACGACCGUAACAGCAGACAACAAGCAGGGCUCGAUUCCGUCAGCUAAAACUGAAGACAGAACGCGACUGGACAGGACUGGACUGGAUUCAUUCCGUGUCUGCGGACUUGACACGCUAUCCUGACACCGCUCCUGCAGCCACAAACCAGGGCACAUCAAUAAGUGACAAAGCAGGACUUCAUUCAUACCCUAGGCAAGCACGGUCCCGUGUGUUCUGAAGAGGCGCUGGCAAUGCGGAACUCCAUGUUGACGUGCUGUUUUGUCCCCCCCCCUCCCUCAGGAGACGAGGAGCGCGGGCCCCCCAACAUGGAAGCCCCCCUGAAGAAGCACCUCUUCUUCUUCGACUUCGAUGAGACCAUCGUGAACGAGAACAGCGAUGACUCUGUGGUGCGCGCGGCUCCGGGACAGACGCUGCCCGCCUGGCUGCGGGACACGCAACGCGAGGGGCACUACACCGAGUACAUGGGGCGCGUGCUGACCUACAUGGGGGAGCAGGGCGUGAGGGAGGAAGGGUUCCGCGCCGUCAUCGAGAAGAUCCCAGCAUCCCCAGGGAUCAUGGGCCUCUUCCAGUUCCUGAAGGCCAAUCAGGACCUGUUUGAGAUGGUCCUGAUCUCUGACGCCAACUCCUACGUGAUCGAGACCUGGCUGUGCGCGGCUGGGCUGCGCCCGCUGUUCCGCUGCAUCCUCACCAACCCCGCCUCCUUCAACUCCCGCGGCUACCUCUCCCUGCAGCCCUGCCACUCGCACUCUUGCCCGCGCUGCCCCGCCAACAUGUGCAAACGCAAGCUCCUGGGGGAGUACCUGGAGCAGCGGGUGGAGGAGCGAGGCGGCCGCCCCUUCGACAGGCUCUUCUACGCGGGCGACGGGGCCAAUGAUUUCUGCCCCUCGGUGCUGCUGGGCCCCGCGGACACAGCCUUCCCCCGCCACGACUACCCCAUGCACCGGCUGGUCAAGGAGACACAGCAGAGCUCGCCCGCCACCUACAGAGCCAACGUGGUGCCCUGGCACAGCGGAGAUGACAUCCUGCACUACCUGAAGAAGCUGCUGGGCAGGUAACCGCGGCAACAAGCAAACCCCCCCCCCCUCCCAGAGUCAAGAACCGAGUCAUGCUCAAGAGAAACGCACAGGGAGUGAAACCAACACUGUGAUCUGAGAGACGGUGCUAUUGGGAGGGGGGGAAAUCAAGGCGUCCUUAUAAACACACAGCCUUCAUUUCUUUUACUCCAGCCCCUUUAUAAAAGAUUCCCCCACAGUAAAAUCACAGCAAAGUGCAGUAAAGCAUGGCGAGGCAUAGGGAAGCAUGGUAAAGCACAGAGAGGUGUGGUCAAGCAUAUUAAAAAGCACGAUAUGGUAAACACAUAGUAUAAAAAACUGCAAAUUUACUGUGGAAAACGGGAGAGACUCGCCUUGAAUGGGAAGCAGUCCUUUUUGUUUUAACCUGGGGGUUCUCAAAACCUCUUUUUUAUAGAAUAUGUAUUUGAACCUGUAACCUAGUACAACAUCAGAGUUAGAACAAACACACACUAUAUAGAGUUUUGGAAGCUGAACCAACAGCCUGGACCCCUGGGUUAAAUCAUCGUUGGUCUGCCUUACAGCUGUCUGUUGGGGGGUUAAUGAAGUUAGUGAACCUGAGUGGGGGGGGGGGGUGAUUUUAAAAGGUCCAAACAAACAUAAGCCAGUAACAAAUGCAAACGGUGCCAUUUAAACACUAUAGAAAUGUUUUUAAAAACUGUAAUAUGGUACAGGGUGCUGUGCGAUACAACGUGAUACCCACUCCACUAGUGAGAGGCCACAGUGGAUUUGCAACAAGUGGGUUUCCUGGCCUCUCUGAGGCAGAGUGGGUGAAAAUCCGCCUGUAUCUUACGCCACACCUUGUAUUAUAUUCUUCAUUGUAUAUAGUUAAAUAGGAACAAUGCAGUAUAGCUAAUUUUAAUGUUAUUUCCAUCUGAUGCAAAUAGAAUUUCAGAUGGCUGUAUCACAUGAAUAUCAGGGUCUGCUAUGUAUUACGAAGAAAUGGCAUUCUUCAAAGUGUUUAAAAGCUGGGAGCAUGGAAGCCUCUGUGUUCUUCCUCAUUUUAAGAAGCAUCUAUUAAUCGUAUUGGACUGUUACACACGUUCUUGCAAUGCCCGUCUUUCCCAAGGGAAGCUGGUUGAUUUAGAAGAGACAGCAGGCUCUCCUCAUGGGAUUGUGAAAUCUCAGAAUUCAGUGGAGAGGUCGGAGCCUGCCAGAGAGAGGAAGUCCUGGAGCUGACUGGUGGAGUCCCAAUUCAAAGCGGGUUGGAAGCCAAUGGAAACACACAGGACUGGUUUCAGACCGCUUUGGCAGGUGCAAACGAAGCAUAAUUGAACUGGGCUUCCGGAGUUGUAUAAUUUAGGAGCAGCUUUUACAUUUAAGUGAAUGUUUCCUCAGGGCUGUACUACACAAAAAUCACUACAGUCCUCGUUUUAUAGUCCUGAUCUACAGCGAUAAAUCAGGUGGGCAUUGCAAUUCAAGAUGAACAAAUAAUGGCACGCAUUAUAACAACCGCCCUCAGCGUGCGUCUCCAUGCAUGUCCUGAUGGUUACUAAGUGAACGUGCAUCUAAUAUAUUCUGCUGAUGCAUUGAAAACUUCCAACCUACCGUUUCAUGAUGAGAAAGCACUGCCUGAAUGCCAGCCUGUGUGAUGUGCGGGUCGUGUGUUGUAGUUUGGUCUGUUUGUACAAUUCUGUGUUUUUUAUAUUGAGGGGGGACACCUCUUUAUAUAUCGGGGACACACCUCUUUAUUCAUAUCAGCUCACUGAUAGCCUUCAGUAGGCUUACUAACCUAUACCUCCAUUACUGCUCAUGGUCAACAAUAAUAUAAUUAUUAAAAUAGUGACUUCAGUUUAUCAGUUAAUUUUCUUCUUUGUGUGUGUGUGUAUAUAUAUAUAUAUAUAUAUAUAUAUAUAUAUAUAUAUAUAUAUAUAUAAAUGUAUGUGUGUGCACAAGUGUUAGAACCCCCCAUUGCUUCUAUAGUUUUAAUUUGCUUGGCAUAUGAAAUCAAACUGCUGGAGCUGAAAAUCUUGAAAAAUUGUCAAAACAGACAAAUCAGUGAUGGUCUUAUUUAACUGAUGACUUUAAUAGGCCACACGUGUAAUUCAUUUAAAAUGUUAAGAGAAAAGGAACACAGAGCCGCACAUGGCAAGAUGCAUGAGACUUGUUGGAAGUUGUUUAAGAUGCCUGAUUAAAGCACAAAGUGGUCUAACAUUUUCA